CAAUUCAACUAACACAAAGCAAUGUCUUAUUCUACUCGUCAAAUCGGUGCUGCCAAUACCUUGGACUUUAAAGUCUACUUGGAGAAAGAUGGCAAGCCAGUGUCUCCUUUCCAUGACAUCCCAUUAUAUGCUAAUGAAGAAAAAACUGUCUUGAACAUGAUUGUCGAGGUUCCAAGAUGGACCAACGCUAAAUUGGAAAUCUCUAAAGAAGAAAAGUUGAACCCAAUCAUUCAAGAUAUCAAGAAGGGUAAGUUGAGAUUUGUCAGAAACUGUUUCCCCCACCAUGGUUAUAUUCACAAUUACGGUGCUUUCCCACAAACUUGGGAAGACCCAAACCAGCAACACCCAGAAACCAAGGCCAAGGGUGACAACGAUCCUUUAGAUGUUUGUGAAAUUGGUGAACAGGUUGGUUACGUCGGCCAAGUCAAACAAGUCAAGGUCUUGGGUGUUAUGGCUUUGUUGGAUGAAGGGGAAACCGAUUGGAAGGUUAUUGUUAUUGAUAUCAAUGACCCAUUGGCACCAAAGUUAAACGACAUUGAAGAUGUUGAAACUCACUUGCCAGGUUUAUUGAGAGCCACUAAUGAAUGGUUCAGAAUCUACAAAAUCCCAGAUGGUAAGCCUGAAAACCAGUUUGCUUUCUCCGGUGAAUGUAAAAACAAGAAAUAUGCUGAAGAAAUUGUCAACGAAUGUGCUGAAGCUUGGGAUAAGUUGAUCAAGGGCCAAGUUGACCCUAAGGGAAUUGAAUUAACCAACACUACCUUGUCUACCUCCUCUUCCGUCGAUAUCCCAGCUGCUUCCCCAGCCCCAGCCGCCCCAAUUGAUAAAUCAGUUGACAAGUGGUUCUUCAUCUCUGGUGCUCAUUAAAUGAUCUCUCUUGUAUACUUUUAUAUAAUAUUAUAGCGUAAGAUCAUUAUUAUUGUGAGCGUUC
This is a messenger RNA of Yamadazyma tenuis ATCC 10573, 928 nucleotides long. NCBI's taxonomy places the organism in Eukaryota, Fungi, Ascomycota, Pichiomycetes, Serinales, Debaryomycetaceae. The record is from RefSeq and is a predicted model, not a curated record.